Molecule: messenger RNA, 4520 nt
Organism: Cynocephalus volans (Philippine flying lemur)
Lineage: Eukaryota; Metazoa; Chordata; Mammalia; Dermoptera; Cynocephalidae
Gene: OAS2
Product: 2'-5'-oligoadenylate synthetase 2
Exons: 10
Coding region: 14-2083 (689 amino acids)
Biological process (GO): defense response to virus; negative regulation of viral genome replication; regulation of ribonuclease activity
Cellular component (GO): nucleoplasm; membrane; cytosol
Molecular function (GO): 2'-5'-oligoadenylate synthetase activity; double-stranded RNA binding
Source: RefSeq, a predicted model, not a curated record
CUAGCAGGGAGCAAUGGGAAACUGGGGGUCACAGUUGUCCUCGGUACCUGCACAGGACCUGGGUAAGUUUAUCCAGGAAAACCUGAAGCCCUAUGAAGACUGUCAGAAACAGAUCAACCAGACUGUGAAUACCAUCUGUGAUAUCCUGCAGGAUCCGAAGCAGUUCCCCCUGGUGCAGGGUGUGGCCAAAGGUGGCUCCUAUGGCCGAAGAACAAUCUUGAGAGGCAAUUCCGAUGGUACUCUCGUCCUCUUCCUCAGUCAUUUAGAACAAUUCUGUGAUCAGAAGAAAAGCCACCAUGAAGUCCUCAAGGAAAUCAAGCACCAUCUGGUGGUACAAUUGACCUUAUGGGGGUUGGAAAACAAGGUCAAGAUCCAGAUGCUCCGUGGCGGGCUCACCAUCGAGGUGUCUGCAACAUGGCAAAGCAUCUCUUUUGAGGUGCUGCCCGCCUUCAAUGCUCUGGGCUUAAGUGAGAAUCCCAGCUCCAGGAUCUACCGAGAUCUCCAAAGAUCCUUGGAUAAGACCAAAGCCAGCCCCGGUGAGUUUUCCGUCUGCUUCACAGAACUCCAGCAGAAGUUUUUUAACAACUACCCCAGGAAACUGAAGGAUUUGAUCCUCUUGGUAAAGUACUGGUAUCAACAGUGCCAGAAAAAACUGGAGGAUUUAUCCUCGCUGCCUCCAUAUGCUCUGGAGCUGCUUACGGUAUAUGCCUGGGAACAGGGGUGUGGAGCAGAAGACUUUGAUAUGGCUGAAGGCAUCAGAACUGUUCUGGAACUGACCAAGCAGCAGCAGCUGCUGUGUGUCUAUUGGACAGUCAACUAUGACUUUGAGGAAGAGACUGUCAGGAACGUCCUACUGAACCAGCUCGGAUCGGAGAGGCCUGUAAUCUUAGACCCAACGGAUCCAACCAAUAACGUGGGUCGCGACAAUAAGAAAUGCUGGAAACUGCUGCAACAAGAGGCUCAAAGCUGGUUGUGCUCUCCCAGCCUGAACAAUGAGUUACCUCGACCAUCUUGGGAUGUUCUGCCAGCACCUCUCUUCUCAACCCUGGGCCAUCGUCUAGAUAAAUUCAUCAAGGACUUUCUCCAGCCUGACAAAUGUUUCCUAGAACAGAUUAGUAUAGCUGUUGACAUGAUCUGUACAUUCCUUAAAGAAAAUUGCUUUCGACAUUCGACUACCAAGAUCCAGAAGAUCAUCAAGGGAGGUUCCACCGCCAAAGGCACAGCUCUGAAGAAUGGCUCUGACGCCGACCUUGUCGUGUUCCCCGACUCGCUUAAAAGCUAUACCUCCCAAAAAAGUGAGCGCAGCAGAAUCAUCAAGGAAAUCCACAAACAACUGGAAGCCUGUCAGCAGGAAAUGCAGAUGCAGUUUGAAGUGAAAUUUGAGAUUUCAAAAUGGAAGGCUCCCAGGGUGCUGAGGUUCUCUCUGAAAUCCAAAAUACUCAAAGAAAGUGUGGACUUCGAUGUGCUACCUGCCUUUAAUGCGCUAGGUCAACUAAAUUCUGGCUGCACACCCAGCCCCAGGGUUUAUGAUGAGCUCAUUGGUCUAUAUAAAUCCUCAGACACCCUGGGGGGAGAGUUUUCUACCUGUUUCACGGAGCUGCAGCGCAACUUCGUUGUUUCCCUGCCAACCAAACUGAAGGAUUUAAUUCGCCUGGUGAAGCAUUGGUACAAACAGUGUGAAAGGAAACUGAAGUCAAAGGGGUCUUUGCCCCCAAAGUAUGCCUUGGAGCUGCUCACUAUCUACGCCUGGGAGCAGGGGAGCAGGACACAGGAUUUUGACACUGCUGAAGGUUUCCGGACAGUCCUGGAGUUGGUCACGAAAUAUCAGCAGCUCUGCAUCUUCUGGACAGUCAAUUACAACUUUGAAGAUGAGACUUUGAGGAAGUUCCUACUGACCCAGAUCCAGAAAACCAGGCCUGUGAUUUUGGACCCAGCUGAACCUACUGGUGAUGUGGGUGGAGGGGACCGUUGGUGUUGGCAUCUUCUGGCAAAAGAAGCUAAGGAAUGGUUGUCGUCUCUCUGCUUCAAAGAUGGGACUGGAGACCCAAUACAGCCAUGGAAAGUGCCAGUAAGAGUAAUCUAAGGGAAAUGGCGUCUGGAGAUAGCCUUGUAACAGGCUUGAAUCAAAGAACUUCCUUCUCCUGCUAUAGCAACUUGAAAUUAAUUCAGCCACAAAUGACAGAAUACCCAACUCGCAGAUUAGACAAUUGCCUCCACCCCCUUGCAAGUAAUCCUAAGCAGGCAACCCAGAAUUCACACAAGAGCUCAGUAGAACUUUCUCCCUCUGCAGAUUUUCUCUACCACAGGACUAGUGACAUUUGGGGUUUGAUAGUGCUUUGUUGGGGUAGGGGACUAUUCUGUGCAUUGCGGAAUGCUGAGCAGUGUCCUGGCCUCUACCCAUUAGAUACCAGUAGCACCCCCUACCCCACAGUGUGACAACCAAAAAUGUCUCUAGACAUUGACAAAUGUGCCCUGGGGAGCACAGCUCUUUCUGGCUUUUGGGUCUUGGUUCCACUCUCUUUAGUUGUUGACUUUAGUACUCAUGGCCCUACUGCACCUCCAGGUGGUAGGUUCAUGAUCCAGGCAGGAAAAUCAGAAAGGGGAAGAUGCCCGAAGGUCAGGAACACAGAGAUUUUAUUAGAAGCCUCAUCCAGCAAAUUCUCUUACAUUUCAUUGCCCAGAACAGUCACAUGGCUACCCAUAACUUGAAGGUGGCUACAGAGAAGGAGAAUGAGGAUGAUUGUGGAUGCAGAUUGGUCAGUCGCCCAAGAGUGUCUGCCACAUUUGUCCAAAGCUCCCCGUCCUACCAAAACAAACUUGGUACAUCCCACCAGGAUAUACUCCCGCCAGGUACACUGGGUUCUCUGCAACCAGCUUCUUUCUUUAAAGCAAGGUUUCCCAACCUUGGCACUAUUGACAUCUUGGGUCAGAUAAUUCUUUGUUUAGGGGGAUGUCCUGUACAUUGUAAGAUGCUGAGCAGCAUCCCAGGUCUCUAGCCACUGGAUGUACCCAGCUGUGACAAUAGAAAAUGUCUUGAGACAUCAUCAUGUGUCCUCUGGGAAGCAAAAUUGCUCCUGGGUGAGAACCCUUGUUUUAGAGGAAUCCCCCUGCCUCCAACCCCAGGGUCAGCUCUACUUAUCAAGAUCUGCACCACCCCUCUCUCUCUCUCUCUCUCUCUCUCUCCCCCCCUCUCCCCUCUCUUUCCCCCUAACUCUUUUAACCAAUAGUUGUAACUGCUUAGGAAACAUUGUCCUCCCACAUAUAUUUCUUUCUUUCAUAGACAAUGCAGACACCAGGAAGUUGUGGAGCUAGAAUAUAUCCUAUUGGCAAUGAGAUAUUCUCAUUCAGAACUCAUAGAAUCCUGGAAUAACAAUGCUAGAAGAAGACAUCUGGCAAUGGCUUUUAAAGAAUUGGUUCACCGUGUAAAAGAGUAACCCAAAUCCAUUCUCCUUUUGAUGAUCACUAACCCAUCCUUUGCUUCUUGGACUCUUCCUGAAAUCCAAACUGUGAAGUUCCUCAUAAAAUCUUCCCUGGCUGAACCCUCACUCUGUGAGUGACCUACAUUUAAAAAUAUUUGCGCUUAUCCAGCUUUAUGUGCACCAUAUUUCUUUCAACCAUUCUGUGUUUUUCUAAUCAGUGCCUCCCUUUUCCUUCAAGUCUUAAAAAGGAAUCUCUCUGUGUCUCCAUAGUGAAGCCAUUUACCUGUCCCUUGGUUCCCACAACUCUGUCAUCUUGCUCUCAUAAUCAUUCACCUCUGUCUCCUUCCCUCUGUAUACAAAACUCUUUCUGCCUCUGUCAACACAGAGGUCUCCCAAGCCAGCAGCCAGCCAACACUUUCAUUAGACCUUUAAACCCUCCCAAGGCUUGGACUAUAACUGUCGCCUUAUAUAUAUAUCUAUAUUGGCAACAGUUGUCUUUUUCUUCUGAGCCUGCCUUCAUCCUGCCACCCAGGAGUAUCUUCUUGCCAAAUCUAAAGGCUUCAAAGAUACUUGAAGGUCUAAGUGUUUUAACCUCAUCUACCCCCACUUAAGUUUUAUUACUGCUGCAUUACCAAUUGUGAUACAGUAAAGAAGAUAUUUGGCUUCUGUGCCCAGUUUCUGGCACAAAGCUUCAAAAACCCUUGGAAUCUCCUGAUAGGAGUGUCUUUUGUAUUCACAACAAGCCCCCUUCAAUCAUCCCUGAGUUUAUGCUACCAAGGUGACACAUGGGCCCUAGUUUCAAGAGAGGAGCUGGCCAUGUCAGAAAGAUCAAGCAUGUGAUUAGAGGGUUGGCAGUUUCAGCAUGACCCUUCUACCUCCAAGGAGGAGAGGGGACUAGAGAUUAAGUUCAAUCACAUAGCCAGUAAUUUAACCAAUCAUGCCUAUGUAAUGAGACCCUAAUAAAAACUCUGAACAAUGAGGCUUGUGGAGUUUCCUGGUUAGUGAACAUUCCAGUGUAUCAGGAAAGUAGAGUAUCCAAUUCCAUGGGAACAGAAGCUCCCGAGGUUGGGGCUCUCCCAGACUUGCCACCCUAUGUAUCUU